Messenger RNA from Lodderomyces pseudojiufengensis, 255 nucleotides. It is a transcript of the gene ACB1, whose product is annotated as long-chain fatty acid transporter. Gene Ontology annotation, biological process: fatty acid metabolic process. NCBI's taxonomy places the organism in Eukaryota, Fungi, Ascomycota, Pichiomycetes, Serinales, Debaryomycetaceae. The record is from RefSeq and is a predicted model, not a curated record. Gene Ontology annotation, molecular function: long-chain fatty acyl-CoA binding. The transcript is spliced from 2 exons. Bases 1 to 255 code for a protein of 84 amino acids.
AUGGUUUCAGCAGAAUUUAAAGAAAAAGUAUUUUCAAAUUUAAAAACAAGACCAAAUGAUGAUGAAUUAUUAAAAUUAUAUGGUUUAUAUAAACAAGCUACAGCUGGUGAUAAUACUACUCAAAAACCAGGUACUUUUGAUUUUAAAGGUAAAUAUAAAUGGCAAAGUUGGAAAGAUUUAGAAGGUACUUCUAAAGAAGAUGCUGAAAAACAAUAUAUUGAAUUUGUUAAUGAAUUAAUUGGUAAAUAUAAUUAG